Molecule: messenger RNA, 1891 nt
Organism: Culex quinquefasciatus (southern house mosquito)
Lineage: Eukaryota; Metazoa; Arthropoda; Insecta; Diptera; Culicidae
Product: N-lysine methyltransferase SMYD2
Exons: 3
Coding region: 94-1854 (586 amino acids)
Molecular function (GO): protein binding
Source: RefSeq, a predicted model, not a curated record
CGAAGAAAACAUAUUGUGGCGACCUCAACCAAAGGUUUAUCUAAAGCUUUUUUUCCUAAACUACGCAAAUCGCAAACUGAAAGCAACUCCGAGAUGGACGUCAACAUCCGGCCGCUCCAAACCCAUCUCCUGACCAGGACAUUUGGCCAGUACAAAAAACCCGACGGUGAGUUUGCCAUGAUGACCUACUACCACGAGUUUUUGACCGAAACUGGCGGUCUGAACAAGCAGUUUGAUCUAUACUCGAUGUGGCAAUACGUGCUGGCCAACGGACCUCGGAUCGACGUUUCGGAGGGGGUCAAGAGUAACUCCAAAGCGGUCGCGAUCCGCCAGGAGGGUAAUCGGUUCUUCAAAGACCAGUCGUGGUCGAAUGCGACCGAGAAGUACAACGAAAGCAUCUGCUGGGCAGAAACCGGUUCCGAGGAAGUGGGCAUAGGUUUUGCCAAUCGAUCGGCGGUUUGCUACGAGGAGAAAAAUUACGAGCUGUGCUUGCUGAACAUCAUGCUCGCCCGGAAGCACGACUGCCCGGACAGGCUUUCGGCAAAGUUAGCAGCACGGGAGCAAAACUGCAAGCAGCAGAUCGCCGAUGGAAAUUCCAAAGGAACUGUUCCGUCGCCAAUGUUUCCCAUCAACGUCGAAGUCAACCCGAAGAUUCCUUUCAUGGCUAACGGACUCCGGAUGGCAGAACUACCUACGUAUGGCCGCGCUAUGAUCGCCGAGCGGAGCUUUGAACCGGGAGAUGUGAUCCUGCACGAAAAGUCUUUGUUAACUGUUGGUGACGCGCGUUACCUACAUCUGAACUGCAACCUGUGCGCGGAAUGGAAGCCGUACAACUUGAUUCCUUGCCCGGACUGUGUCUGGGUCAUGUACUGCAGCGAAGAAUGUCGGCAACAGGACCUACGCACCGUUCAUCGAUUCGAGUGUGGUAUCACGGCAAAACUGAAACACUUGAACUCAUGGAUGGUGGACAUGGGACCGAAAUUGUUUUUCUAUGGACUGACACUAUUCGGCGAUAACGUGGACAAGAUGAAGCAGUUCUGUGACUCAAACAAAAGAACCGGAUCGAAUCCGAUGGAUGUGGACUAUUCCGGUGGCACUGAUCCUUUGGAAGUGUUCAAGAAUCUGCAGCGCGUCAAGUACACAAAGGUGAAAGACGCGUUUGAUAAACGUUUGAUGUUUUUGGCUUCCGUUUUCUACACGGUGUACAUGCAGAGUCCGCUGGUUCGCUCGCUGAUCACGACCCAUCAACACAAAAGGUUCAUGCUACAUUGCUUCAACGACUACAUGCAGUUAGCCAUGCAAGCCAACCUAUUUUGCUGGGACCUUAUCACCGGCCCACUUUUCCCGAUUGCCUCCAUAAUAAAUCAUUCGUGUGAUCCGAACGUGGUCACGGCCGCAAGACUGAGCUACAUAAAACUGAUCGUCCUCAAGCCGAUCGCCAAAGGUGAGCAGAUCUUCAUCUCGUACGGUCCGGUUUGGUACCAAAACAAAGACGAUCGCAAACAGGAGCAAACGAUGAGCCUGUUCCGCUUUCAGUGCGGCUGCGUGGCUUGCAAUCCGAUUCGUCUGAAACGUUGGCUGCGCUCGCAAUCCGAGCUGGACGAGCAGGGCAAGCGGGAGUCGAGCACCAUAAAUCUUCUGCUGAACAACGACGCAGUUCCGCUGGCGACCAAAACGAACCUGUUGCAGCAGUUUGUCAAGCGAAAUGCGUACACCCAUCCGAACGAAGCGUUUUGCUCGGGGCUGCAGGUUUACACGGAAGUGCUGUACCAUGCUCUGAUGGAGGAGUGGGACACGAAUAACAGAGCCUGGGCAAUGGCCGAGCUGGAAGCGAAUGAACGGAAGAGAAGGUAAACUGUUUGUACCUUGUUACUAUGCACUAUAUUGUAAA